Messenger RNA from Phacochoerus africanus (Common warthog), 6103 nucleotides. RefSeq names its product synaptosome associated protein 47 (gene SNAP47). Gene Ontology annotation, molecular function: syntaxin binding; SNAP receptor activity. The transcript has 4 exons. NCBI's taxonomy places the organism in Eukaryota, Metazoa, Chordata, Mammalia, Artiodactyla, Suidae. Gene Ontology annotation, biological process: exocytosis; synaptic vesicle priming; synaptic vesicle fusion to presynaptic active zone membrane. Gene Ontology annotation, cellular component: plasma membrane; SNARE complex. The coding region runs from base 1016 to 2161 and encodes 381 amino acids. The record is from RefSeq and is a predicted model, not a curated record.
GAACUGAUAGAGGCCCAGAAGAUGACGUAACUUUUCCACAGUCAUAAAGUUUGCAGUAGAGCUGGAGUUGGAACUACAGUGUAGUUCCUUGAAUGCUGCAAUGCCACACUCAGUAAUUCUUUGGGGAAUUUGUGUGUAAUCUCACUCAGUGUUCAAGGAAUACCUCCCAGAGUACAUACUCAGGAAUACAACUCGGGUCAGGCAAUUGUCAAUGUAAAUUCAAUUUCCAUGCUAAAUCAAACUCUCAAACCAUGUGGAGUAGUGGUGAACAAGAUAUGGCCCUGCCUCAACUCUCUUGGGGGAAUUGGGGAUGGUUUAUGGCAGCCAGGGUGUAGCCAAGUGGUAGGAGGCUAGCUUCAGCUGGGAGGAUCAGGUUCCACCUGGUUUUAGGGGCAGACCAGAGCUGGGGGCACACUGCAGUGACUGAGGCCCAACGUACCUUGCCUUUGACAUUUGUCUUGGACUUGGAAACACUGAAAACCAUGGCUAAAUUGAUGGGGAUAGUUGCCCUCUAAUUCUGAGAGUAAAAAACUUUGUUACUCACGUCUGAAUGACUGCUGAGUGGCCUCAUGGCAGAACGAUGCUAGCAGGUUGUACUGGUGACUCGCUAGGGACCUCACAGCUCAUGGGGGACUGUAGGUGUCUCAAUCACAACAAACUGAAGGUCUGCAUCUUCCUUGCCUCCCUUUGCUGUGAGAGGCCCCAGUCUGUUUUAUAUCUGUUUAAGAGUGCUUGGGUGAGGGUUCUUUUCACUUGGGAGAAGGGUCUGAAGACAUUUUGGCUUUACACAGUUCCUUUUGUCCAGUGUGAACCAUUGUUACAGAGGAAAGGCAUCCUUCCAGCUGCUCUGCCCCAUGCAGUGAACUUCCACAUGAUCCCAAUGUGUGCCAGGAGAACUUGGCAGAGAGUUCACAGAUAAAGCCCCUCAGGAAGAUGUCACCAGUUUUCUGUACUAAAGGUCAAGAGUUUUAAACAGCUGAGGAGAUCUUCGUUAGCUUUCCAGUGACGUAAGAGCAUGGAUUUCCUGGCUUCUUCACAGAGCCCUGCUAAGUUGGAAUAUGAGAUGCAGAGUGACCUUGGCCGUGGUACAAACCAACCUAGGAACCAGAUGAGCAGAGACAUCUGUGUCCACACCUGGCCGUGUUCCUAUUAUUUAGAACUUAAGAAGCAAUGGGUCCCUGGAAAGAUUUCAUUAACUUCUCGCUCACUAAAAUUUAUGACUGAUAAAACUGGAGAAAUUCUUGUCAACUUUCCCCUUUCCAGUAUAAUUGAGAUCAAGAAAGAGGCUUCUCAUUUUAUAUUCAGUUCUAUCACCAUCCUGGAAAAGGACCACAUCAAACACUGGUUCAGUUCCUUUCAGCCUAGUCGAAAUGUUGUUUUCAGCAUUAUCGAGCAUUUCUGGAGAGAGUUGCUACUGUCCCAGUCAGAAGCUGCUAUUCAAGGAUCACACCGCCCUGUGACCAAGGAGAAGGCGCUGACUGAUCUUAUGGCCUGUUCCCAGAAGCAUCUGGAAGAUACAGCCAAAGUCCUCCAUCAUCAGGGUGAGCAGCUUGACAGCAUCUCGAGAGGCCUGGACAAGAUGGAAUCUGACCUGGAUGUGGCUGACAGGCUGCUAACUGAACUGGAAUCUCAUUCUUGGUGGCCCUUUAGCUCCAAGCUUUGGAAGAUGCCCUCAGAAACAAAGCCCAGAUGGGGUGCCUCAAACACUAGUUCCAAAGCUUUUGGAAAAGAAGCGAUAGUGAUCAGAAUUCCCUCUAUUAUUUCGCAAAGAACAGAAUCUCAUGUUAUACCUGGAAGUCUCACCAUGCUUGUUUCUGGAUUGGAAAUCCACAACUCAGAUUCUUUGCUCAUGCACAGAUUUGAAAGAGAAGAAAUAGAUGACAUCAAGGUUCACACACCUUAUGAAAUUAGCAUCCGCCAGCGGUUCAUUGGGAAGCCAGACAUAGCUUAUCAUUUGAUAUCUGCCAAGAUGCCAGAGGUUAUCCCCAUUUUAGAAGUAUGGUUCAGCAAGAAGAUUGAGUUGUUAGAAGAUGCUUUGGUACUCAGAAGCACUGCAACCUCUUCCCCAGUAGAGAAAGGGGACUCAGUCUGGCAUGCAGAUCCUGAGGAAGCUAAAGGAUCUUGCCUUGGAUGCCAAGACAGAGCUAGAGAGACAGGAUGAGGCCUUGGAUGGCAUCACUGCAGCUGUGGACCGGACAGCCUUAACCAUUGACAAGCAUAAUCAACGAAUGAAAAAACUGACUUAGAAGGACACAAAAGCACAGAAGUGACCACUUUUGGCAAGAAUCACUUCUCUAAAGUACAUUGUUCUCAAUCCCCGCAUGCUUUCUUAAUAUGAAGACCCCAAGAAUUUAUUCCAAGGGCCCUGCCCCAGGGGGUGCAUAGCUGCCUCAGGAUGAAGGGGUUCUGUGAAGGCUGUGGAGCCUGGGAAGAUUGUGGCUGCUACCAGAGGAUUGCCCUGUAGGGAGCUGAAGGUGGCUACAGGAGAGUAGUUCUGCCUGCAAAUAAAGCGAGCUGCUUCCCCUCAGGGUCCUCUUGGACUGCUUGGGGAGUCAGGAGCACAUAUGCCUUCAAAUAUGGGCUGAGUUUUAUUGAAUUGGCCACAGCAGUAGGGUAGCUCUUCACCUUGCAGCAGGGUGGCUACACCCAGCAUGCAGGGACCACUUUGCAUGGUCAUAAUCCCAGGUCUCCGGGAAUGUACAACUAGUUGCAUUUUCAUCUUAUCUCCAUUCUUGAUAAGCAUAAAAGUAUAAUUUAAAUCUCUAUGAAAGAAAUCUACUGAUUUCUAACUCUACCCAUCUGAACACUAUCAGCAAAAUCUCUUCUCCUGCCUCGACUACAUUCAGGCCUGAGCCUGCCUCCUAUGUGGGCUGCUCAGCACAGGCCCCACUACCUUCACUUUGUUCCAUUUUUCUCUGGUGGACAGGUCACUUUCUUUUUGGUUGUAUUGUAAUUUUCUCACCAAAGCUAAGAGUCUAGUACACCUUGAGGUCAUCCUAUAAACACCCAAAAUAUUCUUUAACUGCCCAGUUUUUAGUCAAACACAAAAAUAGUACAUUUUUCAUGUUUGACUAAACACUGUGCCUAUUUUUAAAAGUGUUAAUUUUUGCUUUUCUGCCCCAUUUCUAUCCAGAAACAAAAGAAAAAUGCUGGUUUUAGAAUAUUUUUUGAAGUCAGGCCUUGAUGCUACUUUUUUCUUGGUUUGGGGCAUCUUAGUGUGUCCCUGGAGAGCCCGUCAUGGGAAGACAAGGAGAAAAUAGAGAAUUGGGUUACCUCCUCACCUUUUCACAACAGGCCACCUCCAGACUGCUUUGAAAUAGCAUCCCAAAGAACUUUGCACAGAGAGGCUCGUAGACACCUUGUAGAAAUGCUAUCUUGAAGUGCCUUUCCUACAGCCCUCCUGGGAUGGCUCCCACAAGCCCUAUGCAGCCGUGUUGCACCACUCCACUUAUAUUAUGAGUUCUGGAUGGUUUUAAGAAUUAAUUCACAGGUGCAGUGUUAGUUCUUUUUGGCUGCCCUGAUGAAGUACCACAAACAGGGGGCUUACAACAGUAGGAAUGCACUCUCUCUCAGGUCUGGAUACCAGCAUUGCAGGAUCACAGUAUGGGCAGGCUGUGCUCCUUCUGUAGACUCUAGGGGAAGAUUGUCCCUGCCACUUCUAGCUGAUGGUGCCUCUAGGUAUCACUGGGCUUAUGGCCACAUCACCCUAAUCUCUGCCUCCAUUGUCAUGUGGCCCUCUCCUGUGUCUCUGUGUCUCAAAUCUCCCUCUGCUUUCUGUUAUAAGGAUCUGUUAUUGGAUUGAGGGCCCAGAGUCAUUUCAUCUCAAGAUCCUUACCUUGAUGAUAUCUACAAAGACCGCAUCUCCAGAUAAGGUCACAUUCUAAGGUUCCCAGUGGGCAUGAAUUUGGAGUCACCUCUGGAUGCCCAGCAUUGUGGAAGCUGACCCAUUACAAAGAAACAUGGAAAGUAGCACUUCUAGAAAGUAAUGUUCAUAAAGGUCUUCCAAUUCUUUUCUUUUUUUAAUUUAGUAAAUUAUAUUCCUGGUCUCUAUUUAUCUUAUUUGGUUUGUACUUACUAACUUCCAGAAUAAGAAGUUGGCCUAUUCUUUAAAGGUUUCUCACUCUAAUGCAAGGCAUUUGAGCAGUUGCUCUUGACCUUUCCAGGCACAUGAAAUGAUAGAGCUCCUUGGAGUUUGUGCCCAUCCCAGGGGAGCUGAGCCCAUGCAGCCCCUUCUUCUUGUGCUCAAUGAUAGAGAGUGUCAGGGAGGGCACAGCAGAUGUGAAGAUGUGUCAACAAGGACUGUUAUUGAGGUAGCAGCAGCUAGAUCUCGUCCUCAUGGAACUUGGAGUGGUGGUGGAGAGAAGGCAGCUCAUGUCCUGUGCACAGGGCAAGUGCAAGUGGGCAGUAUCCUGACACUGGUAGCUUCUCAAAGCAGCCCACGAAGAGCAAGUUCCCUCGAGGUGGGGUACGUGGUUCUCAUCAUAGCCACACACUGGGCUCAUCAUGCCAAGGACUAAGAAAAUACAAACAGAUGCACUCACAUGCCCUGACCCCAGGCCCCUCAGUCAGAAUUUCUGUGGGUAUACACACUCCCCAAAUGUUUCUAAUGAGUAGGCAGGGCAAGAUCCACAAGCCAGGUAACGUACUGCCAUCAGACCCACUCUCUUUUACAUCUGGUGCUGGAGAGCCCUGAGUAGCUGGAAUGAAAGUGAGUCUGUCCACUCAUGAUGCUGUUGUAAAUCCAGAUGGGCACUGCUCAGGAGUUCCCAGCUCAGCCUACAUCGACCACCUGACAUCUGCUUGUCCUGAAAACACAUACCACCCAGCACUCACGUGGCCUCAGGGCUGCACACAUCUUGGCUGCUCACAGGCCUCUGAAAAGCAGAGGGCCAGGAUUCUGCUGGUGAAUCCUGAGGUCUCUGGGCCUCACCCUUUCUUUAUCUGUCACUGGGGGAUGCAUAAAUCUCAGACACUCUGGGCAUGAAGGUGUGUGGUUCAGAGACAUUGUACCAUUAGAAGAUUAUUCUCCAGGCCUUCACUCUCCCAUGAAUAAUUAACUUGAUAGACACUAUGGUCUGUUUAUGUGGAGACUUAUAGUAUUAAGGGGAGGGGGGCAUCAAGCACCAUUUUCUGCUAUUUUUUUUUAACUCUGGCCCUAGAGUUAACUUUUUUCACCCUAACCCCUUCUAAUAUUAGAAAAUCCAUCUGCCAAACUGUUAGUCACCAAGGCCGAAACAAAAUUGCCAAAAACCCUGUAAAACCAGGGUUAACUCCCGCAACAUACUGAUCUCCACCCCAAGUGCACUCAUUCCACUUCCCACUGCUCCCCCAACUUUUGGUACAUUGGCUCUGCCUCCACAGUUUGGACACAGGAAGGUCAUGAAGGAGAACAAACAUUGUCAUGCUUCUAGAAGCAGUCAGUACCAGGGGAAGGAGAUGAGCAGGUAGGCCAGUGAUCUCUCCAGCCAUCCUCUGGCAGCCCAGGUUAAGUGCCAUGAUGGCGGGAACUAAAUGGAUCCCAUCAGGUGAGUAGUAGACCCUCUGUAGUGGCAGGAAGAGUACACUGAGCCCAUUGUCAUCAUUAUUGCUAGUGUUUGGAUCACAACAUAUUGUGUCUUGUUUUCUACUUUCCUGAUGUGGAGAGCGUCCUCUAACAUUGACAUUGAGUUUGUGUGUGCAUUCAAGCUCAUGCAUGUGCUUUAUUCUAGCACAAAAAUCUGAUUUCCUUUUAACCUGUGACUGAGGAAAUAGAUUAUGCUAGUUUGUUGUCACCCUAUAAGGUAUUUGUACUUCCUAAAACACAUAAUGCUUUGAACUCAGUUUUACACUUAUAAAUGUGGGCAAAAUACAAGAUCCAUAUCCAAUGCAGCUGUGAGACCAACACUGAACUGAAAUGAAACAUUUCAUCAAAAAUAGCUGAUUCUUUUGUUUGUUUAGGGCAGAUGUCAGCAGACUUUUUCUAUAAAAGGCUAAGUAGAAAAUCCUCAUCCCAGCCAUGUGGUGUCUGUUAAAAUGUCUCAGGUCUGCUAUUAAAUGAAGGCAGUCUGGACUUGUGAACAAAUGGACGUGCUAUAUUCCAAUAAAACUACCAGUGCUAAUCACA